This is a messenger RNA of Myiozetetes cayanensis, 1594 nucleotides long. It is a transcript of the gene LRIT2, whose product is annotated as leucine rich repeat, Ig-like and transmembrane domains 2. Lineage: Eukaryota; Metazoa; Chordata; Aves; Passeriformes; Tyrannidae. Gene Ontology annotation, molecular function: protein binding. Bases 14 to 1594 code for a protein of 526 amino acids. The record is from RefSeq and is a predicted model, not a curated record. The transcript has 2 exons.
GAGUUUGCUCUGCAUGUCUGCACCGCUGAGGCAGAUCCCUGCAAACAUCCCUCAGGACAUCCGGAAAAUUAGAAUUGAAAAUUCUCACCUAACAGAAUUGCCUCGUGGGUCUUUUGAGAAUGUUAGUGCCUUGGAGUAUCUCUGGCUCAAUUUUAACAACAUCACAGUGAUGCACAUCAAGAGCCUGGAAUAUCUGCCAGCUCUGCAGGAGCUGCGCUUGCAAGGGAACAAAUUAAGUUCAGUGCCAUGGACAGCAUUUCAAGACACUCCGACUCUGAAAAUCCUGGAUCUGAAGCACAACCGGUUGGAUGUCCUUCCAGAACACGCGCUCCGCUAUCUACCCAACCUGACCUAUUUAGAUCUAUCCUCAAAUCAGCUUACCAUCAUAUCCAGGGAUGUCUUCUACAACUGGCCUGUCUACCAGAGAAGCCAGAGGACAGAGGGGCAGAUAGAAGCUAUUUCCAAUGCUGUUCUGGCCCUCCACGACAACCCCUGGAUUUGCGACUGUCGCCUGCGGGGAUUUGUCCAGUUUAUCAAGUCGGUUGGCCCACCUAUUAUUCUGAUGAAUUCCUAUUUAACGUGCUCAAGUCCAAAAUUCAGGGCAGGGAAGUUUUUUCAUGAAGUGGAGCUUAACAGCUGCAUGAAGCCCCUGACCUCAGCCCUUGACACCAAUCUGACAGUCCCAGCGGGGCUAAACAUCACCCUGACCUGCUUUGUACAAGCCAGCCCAUCCCCUGCUGUCUGGUGGACCUAUGCACUCAAACUUUUAAGGGCAUUUAAUGUGACCACUGAGCCCAUCAGUGAGGAGACUGUCCGCUCUGAGCUGCUGAUCCCAGCGGCACGACCAGCAGACGCCGGCAACUACACCUGUACAGCCGCCAACUUCUUGGGUAACACCUCAGUGGCCAUCAACCUCCGUGUGGUGGCCCCGUGGGCGUCCACCACUCCCCGGGGCUGGGCCCCCAUGGCUCCCGCUGAGCCGGGCGCCCACGUGGAAGUGCGCAUUGCCAAGCAGACGGUCUAUGGCAUCACCCUGGAGUGGUUUGCAGCGGCGGCGGCGGCAGCAGAGCCAGGGGAGACCUGGUACACCCUCCUGGUGGGCCGCUAUGAUGCCGCCCAGAAGGACACCAUCUACAUCGGCCCUGGGGUCAACACCUACUCGGUGACCGACCUGCUGCCCGCCACCAAAUACGAGGUCUGUGUGGCUGUGCGCAACCAGGCUCCCCGCAAGGGCCAGUGCGUCGUCUUUGUCACGGGCAGCGACGUCAGCCAGAUGGAGCAGCGUGAGAAGCUCAUCCACAUUGUGGUCAUCGUGUGCGCCAUGGUGCUGGCCGUGCCGGCCGGCAUGUACGCCUGCACCGCCGAGGCCCUGCCCGGCUGCCUGGCCCGCUGCCCCAGAGCCUGCCCCCGCCGCCGCCGCGGGGGCCAGGCCCAGGCUGCCGGCAGCAAGGAGAGUACGCUGGACAGCAUUCCCGCAGGCAGCGAGGACGGGCUCUGCCGCCCCGAGGACAUCCACAGCACCCGGCGGCCCCAGACCCGUGAAGAGCUCGGCAAGACCCGGCCGCCCCACAGGAACAGCGCCGACCUCUACUAG